AUGAUGGUCAACAAGCCCGGGAGCAGCUGCAACAAACAGAGUACCCAGUAUGGAUUGCAAAUAUCCCUGGAUGUCUGGAAGAGUGGAACUUGUAAUGCUUUCUGCGGAUUCUAAAAAUAUCUGUGUUGCAUGAGCAGCAACAAGAGGUGAGGAGUCAGUUCUUGGCACGCGGAGAGGGCACCUCUGAUGCGUAAUUAGCAUCAAGAAGCUCUGAAAAAAUCUGCGAUGCUAGGACCAGCAUCACAGACCUCACGGGUCAUGCAAAAUGUGCAUGACAAGCCUCGGCUCUUCCAGACCCUCCAGACACUUUUACAAUUGAUACCCAGCCGCUUCUGUUGAACACGGAGCCCGCCGCCGACGUCCUUUCGGACAACGAGAGCGGGGCCUGCUUCCUGUGCCUCGAGGGGGACGGGGAGAACCCGCGGGACAAGCUGCUACCCUGCUGCACGCGCUGCAACGCGAUGACGCACGCCCGGUGCUGGCAGGAGUACCGGUACAACCAGCGUAUCGCCUCGCUGCGGUGUCGCAUGCUCCGGGUGAGCCUGCCGCGAAGCCAGAUGCUGUGCACCAUUUGCAAAACCGGCAAUGCUAUGCAUUGCAAAAGUAUAUCGUACUCGUUCUCGUACUAAUUGCAACUAUGCAUGACAAGUCUGGCCCUUAAAGGUAAAACAGCAUGACAAAAUCCAGUGCUCAUGCUGAGAAAAUUUGUAUAUGCAUUUAUAGGAGUACGAUACUUUUGCAGUUCAUAAAUGCAAAGAUUUCACGGGAGGAAGACGCGGUGCUGAAAAGCUGGAUGUGGUGUGGAGAGAGCAGAAUAGACAGCGAAGAAGAAGUAUCCAAGAAAAAAAAUCGCAGUCGUCCCAAAAAAAAUUUCUCUUUGCACGACACUCAGCAACACACUGUACUAUGCGGAGAGCAUGACAUCGACAUCACACAAAACCUGUGAUGCGUCAGACACGACAAGAUGAAACAGAACCUAUGCAAGGCACUUUUCAUUUGCAUGUAAUGCGAGCAUGACAAAUGACAUUGACAAAGAGUUGUCCGCAUGAGAAGUAAAGUUGAGACUGAGACAAUUUUUUCUCGCGAUAAGAAUUCAAUGGAGAAAGCCAGGAUCUUGUCGACGUAGCCGCAGCCAUGUGCUCCUUCCGCGUCGUGGUCACGAAUUUGGUCCUCCUCCUCGUGUGUGCAACGGUGACCGCGGUCGUCUUUGCCAAGUCCGAGAGUGCCUACGCGGGCGACUGGGUGAUGGUUAGCUUCGUGGUCGUAUGCAAUACAAAUUUCCCGUACAUCACAAAUUUCGCCAACUUGGAUGACGAAGCAACUUGUCAUGCUGAAGAGGAUUCAAGGAAAAUUUUGUCAUGCAGAAACCGCACUUGUGCCACGUGUGCGGGAAAUGUACUGUGGAUAAGUCGCGUUCGAGUGGGUUCUGGUGCAGAUAGUGUUCUUGUUUCUGUUAACCAGAAGACGGCAGCGGCUCCGGGCGGCCCAGCGGGGGACGGAACAGGAGGAGGUGGUGUGAAAGCGAGGAACAAGUAGAAGAGGAGACUGCUGCUGUGCUUCUAAAACCGACUCACACGUCGACACCGUCAGUUCAUCUGCAGGAGUGCGCGGCUACAAUUGUAGUGAUGCUGCCAGUUAAUACUUUUACACGCAUGUUGACCUGAUGUAUGACCACGACGAGAAAAGAGGAGGGCUCGUCUUCGGUUUUAGUAGCUUUAGAUGAUGAACUACCUCCGUUCAUAACGAACCCAGAGAAAAAGU
Amoebophrya sp. A120 is the source of this 1761-nucleotide messenger RNA. The record is from the annotation of a GenBank genome assembly. Lineage: Eukaryota; Dinophyceae; Syndiniales; Amoebophryaceae.